This is a messenger RNA of Drosophila yakuba, 760 nucleotides long. RefSeq names its product probable Ufm1-specific protease 1 (gene Ufsp1). The transcript has 2 exons. Bases 1 to 702 code for a protein of 233 amino acids. NCBI's taxonomy places the organism in Eukaryota, Metazoa, Arthropoda, Insecta, Diptera, Drosophilidae. The record is from RefSeq and is a predicted model, not a curated record.
AUGGCGACGGAGAAAAAUGCAGAAGAUUUUGGAGACUCCUCCACGGCGUCCUUGAAAAUUGUGCCAAAGGACUAUGCAUAUCCACUUCUAGAGGAUCCGCAAGGCGCGCUGACUUCGCCCACUGAGGGCGGGCAGACGCUGGUUACCCGCGGUGGCUUCAACUACUUUCACUACGGCUGCGAUGGCCACCAGGAUGCUGGCUGGGGCUGUGGCUACCGCACCCUGCAAUCGGCCAUUUCGUGGCUCCAACGUCGAAGGGGCUUAAGCGACCAUGUGCCUUCCAUCCGGGAGAUUCAGCAGAUCCUGGUGGCCCUCGGCGAUAAGGGUCCUCAGUUCGUGGGCUCGCGCGAUUGGAUUGGCACGCUCGAGGAGUUCUACGUGAUCGAUGUGCUUCACCAGGUGCCCUGCAAGAUUCUUCACGCCAAGGAGCUCGGCUCGGCGGAGAUUCUUGGCCAAAUUCGGAGCUAUUUUGAGAAGUACCAAGGCUUCAUCGCCAUGGGUGGUCUGGGUGACACCGCCUCCAAAGCCAUUACCGGCUACCAUUGCAGUGCACGGGGUCGCAUCUUCUUGCAGGUGGUGGAUCCACAUUUCAAAGGCGUGCCCAACCGACAGCAGUUAAUAGAUCAGGGCUACGUCCGUUGGGUGCCCGUUGACGAGUUCCCUAGCAGCACAUACAACCUCUGUCUCAUCCUGCAGCCGUAGUCGCAGCUCUUCGUACCUAUUUUAAAAAUAAAUCCCGCUCAGCUCUUGAUUACCAUUA